UCUUGGAGGUCCUCAAUAAUGCCGAUACCCGUUGAGUCAUUUGAUAGGUUAUUGAAACCCUGAUGACUAGAAGUGUGGACAUGUAAUUGCGCUUGAUCAUUAUUCCCUCCGUGGUUUAUUGAAGGAAAAUCUUGGAACGAGAUGAACUGUGAUUCACUCGGUUGUGCCUGAUUCCCGUCCAUGGCUACUUGUUUCAAACCUUUCUUUGCUUAUUUGACAACUGUCAGACAUAUACGCAUCGCAAAAUUCUACACGCUGCCACGACUCCGUUGAUAAUCAGCCUAUCACGGUCAGAACCAUCUACAAUCACUGAUCCAAUUUUUUGUUAAUAGGAUUGUACCACUGAAGGUAAUACAGGUCAGGAAUCAAUGGCAAUAUUGUUUUAAAUCCUCUUCUUUUACAUUACACAAUUAGGGAUUAAUAGGUAAAAAUUCAUUAAAUCUUGUUCCAUUUUAGACUAAUUUGAGAAUUGUGAAAACCAAUUAGAAUUUACCUACUAAUUUGUAAAUCUCCAAUAUACUGGUCAGAAUAGAAUUAUUCAAGUAUAUCAUUGUAAAUUAUUCUUAUAAGAACGUUAUUAACUAAUAUAGUAAUCAUAUACAGUUUGCGUACUUUUAUACUUCGGCUUGUGUAAACGUCACCUACAGUACGCUUCGCCAUGAAAAAAGUUAAUGUUUUUACCGAUGACUAUUGAUGCAUCAGUAAUCUCUCUGCUCCUAGGUAGGAGUAGAUUAGUAAUUUUGACAGUUGGAAUAAGAUCCACCGGAUCUCUUGUUUGAACAUAAUUUAUUACCAAACUGUUCAUAAUGAGUUCAGUACUGUGCAAUUAGUGAUUUCAUAGAUAAGAUAAAAAGAAAUGAUGGAAAACUAAACUGUGAAUAAAAGUGAUUGUUGUACUCCAGUAAAACAAUAUUUAUACAAUAUUCUUUGGUAGGUUAGGAAGUCGUCAGAAAGGUGUGUUUGGUGGCAGUUAAGAUUUGGCACAAUGAUACAACGAUCUUCUAAACUAUUGAGGCUUCUCCAUAACAUUAGCCGUCACAACAAUGACUGUCUGUAUAUAUUUCAAGUAGGAUAUGUGAAAAGAUGUGCUAGUACUAUGAUAACAUGCAAUCAUAAUGCCAGAUACAAAUUACAAAACAUAACUAACACUGUUGGAUUAAAAGAGAGAGGACAGAUGCAUGAUCAGAGAUGGAUAUUUAUUCCAAUGUGCAAACCAAUUUCUAUUUUUGCAAGAACUCAGAAAGAAGAAUCUGGCAACAAAGGGAAGAAUUCAGAAGAACUAAAGCAAAGGGUAAUAGAGUUGAAGGAAGAUGAUUUAGGUCAGUUGAAGGAGGUAACAUUAAAUGUAAAACCUGUUUCUACUACCGAUGAUCAAGCUAAGCAGGAAAAAUCAGAGAAAGAUGGUACUAAAGAAGCCAAGAAGAAAAAAGUUGAAAGAGGUACAUCAUCCUUAGAGCGUAAUUUUAUUACACCAGUUAGAGCUAUGACUGAUUUUUUAUUAAAGCCGGCUGAUCUUGAAAAUUUACCAAAGACCAAAAGAAGAUCACCUUAUGAUUUUGAACCACCAAUCACUGUGUAUUGGAGGAAAGAUGUUGAAGCCAAAGCCAUAGAAGUUUGGGGAUCACAAGAAGCACUCUCCAGGGAACUUCGUAAAAAGAAAUUUGAGCAGAAAGUUUAUCAGCAAAAUGUAUUUGCUUUGAAACAGAGACUGAGAGAUUAUAGGCGAGAAAUUGGUAGCAAGUCUGAGAUUAACCAAGAGCAAGAAGGUCUUUUCGGAAGAGCCGGUAAAGUAGUCCUAACUGCAAUUGCGAUCAAUAUGAGCAAUUUCAUAUGUAAACUGAUUGCUUGGUUAUUCACUGGUUCACACAGUAUGUUCGCGGAAAGUGUACAUUCUGCUGCAGAUACUUGCAAUCAAUUAAUAUUAUUAUAUGGUAUUCAUAAAUCAGUACAAAAUCCUAAUCCUGACCAUCCAUAUGGUUACACGAAUAUGAAAUAUGUUUCCUCCUUGAUAUCUGGUGUUGGUAUCUUCUGUGUUGGGGCGGGUCUGUCAAUUUAUCAUGGAAUAAGUGGUCUUGUCAAUCCUACAACUAUAGAACCGUUUUAUUGGGCGUACUGUGUGUUAGCUGGUUCUUUGGUAUCUGAGGGUGCAACGUUGUUGGUUGCAAUUCAGACUUUAAAAAGGGGAGCCGAAGAGAGGCAACAAACAUUUAAAGAAUAUUUAUUGGCGGGACAAGAUCCUUCUGUGAAUGUUGUACUUCUAGAAGACAUGGCAUCCGUUGUUGGUAUUUCUAUUGCAACCAUCUGCAUGAGUUUGACUUCAUACACAGGGAAUACGAUAUUCGACGCUACCGGAUCUAUCUUAGGCGGUUUUCUUCUCGCCGGUGUAGCAGCAUUUAUAAUUUAUACAAACACUGCCGCCUUAAUCGGCAGAAGUAUAUCCCAGAUCGAACUUCGUAAGAUAAAUGCUGAGUUGGAAUCGGACAUAAUGGUACGAGCAAUUUAUGAUGUCAAAGGUAUCGACAUGGGCAAUAAUUUAAUUCGAUACAAAGCCGAAAUAGAUUUCGACGGGAGGGAAUUGACAAAAGCCUACUUGGACAAGAACGAUCUUAACAUGAUGUUAAAGGAAGUGAAAGCUGUGCAAACUGCCAAUGAUUUGGAAGUGUUCAUGUUGAAGACCGGCGAAGGUAUCGUCGAUAUGGUCGGUGGUGAGGUGGAUAGAGUGGAGCUCAGACUGAAGAAGAAGCAUCCGCGGAUUCGACACUGCGAUCUAGAGAUCCUAUAAACUUGCUUUUCUACGGGGAUACGGAUGCGACCGUGAUAAGAAUUCUGAUGUAAAUAUUAUGUAAUAUUGACAAUAAGCCAAUAUAUCGCUGUACUACUAUUUAUAUAGAAAUAGUGAAUGUGUCCACACUGAUGACCGACAAAACAAAUA
Molecule: messenger RNA, 2932 nt
Organism: Nomia melanderi (Alkali bee)
Lineage: Eukaryota; Metazoa; Arthropoda; Insecta; Hymenoptera; Halictidae
Gene: ZnT49B
Product: solute carrier family 30 member 9
Biological process (GO): intracellular zinc ion homeostasis; transmembrane transport; zinc ion transport
Cellular component (GO): membrane; endoplasmic reticulum
Molecular function (GO): monoatomic cation transmembrane transporter activity
Source: RefSeq, a predicted model, not a curated record